AUGAAGUUCUCUUCGUUCUUCCUUUUUACCUCGGCUCUCUCCGCCUACGCGGCCCCGACCGGCUUUGCCCCCGGCGAUUCCAAUUCUCUGGCGGCCCGCCACCCUGACUCCCCCGGCGUCAUCGCUUCUCCUUCACCCACCAUCCGGGCCGGCGCUCGCCGCUCCGUUCCCCUCCGUCGCGAUCCCAGGGCCGUGGUCUUUGAUGAUGGUAGCAAUCUCGAGCCGAGUGUAAUCGGCAAGAGAAAACAUCGUAGCGGUGCCGCUGGCAGCGCUGCUAGUACUACUGCUAGUACUACUGCUAGUAGUAGUGGAAAUACCGCUAGCAGUGGUGCUACAGCUGGUGGUGCUACGGCCGGUGGUGCUACUAAGGGAGGUGCUACUAAGGGAGGUGCUGAUAAGGGAGGUGCUGAUAAGGGAGGUGCUGAUAAGGGAGGUGCUUCUAAGGGUGGUGCCGCUGCGGGUGGUGGUGCUACUGCUGCUGGCGGUGGAGGUGCUGCUGCUGGUGGAGGUGCCGCUGCGGGUGGUGGUGCUACUGCUGGCGGUGCUACUGCAGGUGGAGGUGCUGCUACUAAGGGUGGUGCUUCGAAGGGAGGUGAUUCCAAAGGUGGUGCUUCUAAGGGUGGCGCCGCUGCUGGUGGAGGUGGUGCCGCAGCUGGUGGUGCUACUGCUGGCGCAGGUGCUGCUUCCAAGGGUGGUGCUUCUACGGGUGGUGCCGCUGCUGGUGGAGGUGGUGCUAAGGGAGGUGCUUCAAAGGGAGGUGCCGCCGCCGGCGCCGCUUCCGGUAAGGGAGGUGCCUCUGGUGGUUCCGCUGCUGGUGGAGGUGCUGCAGCUGGUGGUGCUACUGCUGGUGGAGGUGCUGCUACUAAGGGUGGUGCUACUAAGGGUGGUGCUACUAAGGGUGGUGCUUCCAAGGGUGGUGCUACUGCUGGUGGAGGUGCUGCAGCUGGUGGUGCUACUGCUGGUGGAGGUGCUGCUACUAAGGGUGGUGCUACUAAGGGUGGUGCUUCCAAGGGUGGUGCCGCUGCUGGUGGAGGUGCUGCAGCUGGUGGUGCUACUGCUGGUGGAGGUGCUGCUACUAAUGGUGGUGCUUCCAAGGGUGGUGCCGCUGCUGGUGGAGGUGCUGCAGCUGGCGGUGCCGCUGCUGGUGGAGGUGGCGGUGAUAGUUCUUCUAAGGGUGGUGCUUCGAAGGGAGGUGCCGCAGCUGGCGGUGGUGCCUCUGGUUCCGCUGGUGCUCCCUAA
Messenger RNA from Neurospora tetrasperma FGSC 2508, 1239 nucleotides. RefSeq lists its product as uncharacterized. The transcript has a single exon. Bases 1 to 1239 code for a protein of 412 amino acids. Lineage: Eukaryota; Fungi; Ascomycota; Sordariomycetes; Sordariales; Sordariaceae. The record is from RefSeq and is a predicted model, not a curated record.